This is a messenger RNA of Peronospora belbahrii, 207 nucleotides long. Lineage: Eukaryota; Oomycota; Peronosporomycetes; Peronosporales; Peronosporaceae. The record is from the annotation of a GenBank genome assembly.
AUGAGCCGUGGCGGGAUUGGCGUUUUGCCAUCCGUGACUACCCCAACGUUUCGAACAUGUAAGAAUUUGCUCGUACUUGAUGCACGCCCAACACUUUAUGCCAGUCCAGUCGGUGCUGAACAGCAUUCGCCGUCGUAUUUUAGCACUGCUGGCACAAAGUGCACUUCAGAAAGUAUCGCACCGCAAAGAGCUUUGCAUCCAUCCUGA